AUCCUACAUUAAACACACUUACACAACACACAACACACAUCUUUAGAUCUCUCUCUCUCUCUCUUGACUCUCACAUACAAAACUGCUCUUAUGGAGAAGAGCAGGUCUUUCCCUUCUGCUGCUCAGUACCACUCCUACAGCUACAUAGAGGGGCGAACUGCGGCGAAUUCGUCGUCGUACUCGUUCAACGGGCCGAGCGGGACGCGGGACGGGUUCGCGAGCUCGGCCGACCCGGAGCUGAAGCGCAAGCGGCGCAUCGCGGCCUACAACGUCUUCGCCGUCGAGGGGCGGCUCAAGUCAUCGGUCCGCAGCGGCUUCAAGUGGAUCAAGUCCAAGCUCUCCGACGCCCGCUACGGCAUCUGAGACGCAACCGCGUGCAGAUAACAGAAUAAAAGCACCGAAGGCUCAAUCUCAGCUGUUCAUCGUUUUGGUUUUACGUCCUCCUGCACUUGCGUAAACGCUGCACUUAUAACAAAAUAAAAGAUUGAAGACUCAAUCUGAUCCGUCCAAUCAUAUAUUUACUUUAUUCGUAAUAUGAUGUGGUAUCUAUUUCGUUGUUCGUGCAUUCGAGCAUAAACGUUUUCGUCUAUAAGUGAUGGACAGGUGAAAUUGAGCCUUCACUUUAUUUUAUUAAUUAGUGCGCUUUUCAUCUGAGCAGAAACUGAAAAACAAGCCUAGUCUCUCUCUCUCUCUCUCUCUCUCUCUAUAUAUAUAUAUUUUUAUCACUCUUUUUUUUUUUUUGGGUUGCUUUUGUUCUUAAUGUAGAAUUAGUGUAAAAAUGGUAUAUGUGUCUUAUGGAUGAAGUUUUGAAUAAUUGGUUAAAAAGUGGAUUAUGGGUUUAAUAUUAGUAAUUUAGGCUUGGUGGUAUGUUAAAUCAAAACUCUUUUUUUUUUUCUUUUUUUUUUGUGUUUCUCUGUGAUGGAAGUGUUUGUAUUAGAAUUGUUAUAAUCUAUGCAUUUGGAAAGGUUUUUUU
Ananas comosus (pineapple) is the source of this 973-nucleotide messenger RNA. RefSeq lists its product as uncharacterized. Lineage: Eukaryota; Viridiplantae; Streptophyta; Magnoliopsida; Poales; Bromeliaceae. The record is from RefSeq and is a predicted model, not a curated record. Bases 91 to 363 code for a protein of 90 amino acids. The transcript has a single exon.